CAUAUUGGACACGUAUCGUGUACUAGGCAGACUGUACGUGGGCUAAAGCCUGUACUUACCGUAUACGAACGAUUACAGUAUUUUUAUUAAUUUGUCCAGGGACUUGUUGUCGAAUUGGAUACAUCAUGGCUGCACAAAUUGAUCGUGAGAACGACUUUUCUGAUCCAAGCAAAGUUACUAAUACUAUGGAGGAUAAACGUAUGCGUGCAAUGCUUCUGACAGGUUAUGGUGGUUAUGAUAAGUUAGUUAUGCAAGAACUGCCAAUUCCAAAGCCUGAAACGGGCCAGGUUCUUAUUCGAGUGAAGACAUCAGGCCUCAACUUCGCUGAGCUUCAUUGCCGACAAGGCUUGUAUACGCCUCAAAAUGGUUUUCCACCGCUACCAUUUUCAUUGGGCCUAGAAUGUGCUGGUGUUGUUGAACAAGUUGGCAGCGGUGUUGUCCAACCGAAACCUGGAACACGUGUGAUAUGCCUGAAUGACUUCGGCUUGUGGCAGGAGUUUGCUGUUGUCAGGGCCGAUAGAUGCUUCCCGAUUCCUGAAGGAAUGUCGUUUGAAGAAGCUGGAGCACUGGCUGUCAACUAUCUCACUGCUUACUUAAUGCUCUUCGACUUUGGAAAUCUACAGCAAGGCAAGAGUGUCCUUAUACAUAUGGCAGCUGGUGGUGUUGGCAUUGCUGCGACACAGUUGUGUAAAACGGUUCCCGAUGUGACUGUUUAUGGUACUGCUUCCGCACAUAAGCAUGAGAUAAUACGAGAGAAUGGAGUCACACAUCCGAUCGAUUACAGAAACAUGGACUAUGCAGUAGAGCUGCGCAAGAUUUCACCAAAAGGUGUGGAUAUUGUGCUUGACCCGUUGUCCGGAAAAGAUACAAUGAAGGGCUUUGAAUUGCUUCGUCCAAUGGGCAAGUUGAUUGUCUUUGGAGCAGCCAACAUGAUGAAAGGGGAGGCUCGAAGUGUGCUCAGUGUUGCGAAGACUUGGUGGAAUAGUCCAUCAUUCUCUGCUAUUGAUAUGAUGCAGAAGAACAAAUCAGUGUCUGGCUUUCAUCUUGGUUGGCUGGUUGAGGAAACUGAAUUGCUUACCAAUGCAAUGAAUGAGAUCAUAAGGUUGUACCAAGCUGGCAGAAUCAAACCAAAGAUUGAUUCUGUAUGGCAUUUUGAAAACAUUAAGGAUGCUAUGAAGCAGAUGCAAGAACGAAAAAAUGUGGGGAAGGUGAUCCUGUCCUGGGAUCCGAAAUUAGCUCCAUCACCCAAGAGUAAAGACUAAUUGAUAACCAGUGGAGAAAGCAAUAAAUGACCAUAGGCUUCCACUUGUAUCAAAAUGAUUAUCAUGUGAUGAUUCCCACCUGUAUACCAUGUGAAAAUAAUCACCUGUAUACCAUGAAAAGAUAACCACCAGUAUCAAAUGAGAA
Anneissia japonica is the source of this 1407-nucleotide messenger RNA. Its product is annotated as synaptic vesicle membrane protein VAT-1 homolog. The record is from RefSeq and is a predicted model, not a curated record. The transcript is spliced from 6 exons. Lineage: Eukaryota; Metazoa; Echinodermata; Crinoidea; Comatulida; Comatulidae. Bases 126 to 1262 code for a protein of 378 amino acids. Gene Ontology annotation, molecular function: zinc ion binding; oxidoreductase activity.